Molecule: messenger RNA, 1076 nt
Organism: Calliphora vicina (urban bluebottle blowfly)
Lineage: Eukaryota; Metazoa; Arthropoda; Insecta; Diptera; Calliphoridae
Gene: Wdr82
Product: WD repeat domain 82
Exons: 1
Coding region: 45-998 (317 amino acids)
Cellular component (GO): Set1C/COMPASS complex
Molecular function (GO): protein binding; chromatin binding
Source: RefSeq, a predicted model, not a curated record
AAUACACAAUAAAGUAAAGCUGUUAAUAUUAUUAUAUUGCCAAUAUGAAGAUGAAAUUAAUUGAUAGUGUCGUUCGGAGCUUUAAGGUCGCUAAAGUAUUUAGAGAGAACACAGACAAGAUCAACGCCAUCGACUUUUCACCAAAUGGAGAGCAUUUAAUUUCCUGCAGCGAGGACGAUCAAAUUGUUAUAUAUGAUUGCGAAAAAGGAACACAAUCGCGAACUGUAAACUCCAAAAAGUAUGGCGUAGAUUUAAUACAUUUUACACAUGCGAAUAACACCGCUAUACAUAGCUCUACUAAAGUAGACGACACAAUAAGAUAUUUAAGUUUACAUGAUAAUAAAUACUUACGAUACUUUCCUGGUCACACCAAAAAGGUAAUAUCAUUGUGUAUAUCUCCUGUGGAAGACACAUUUCUGUCGGGUUCUCUAGAUAAGACUCUUCGAUUAUGGGAUCUCAGAUCUCCGAAUUGCCAAGGAUUAAUGCACUUGUCUGGACGUCCCGUCGCAGCUUAUGAUCCCGAAGGACUGAUAUUUGCAGCUGGAGUAAAUUCUGAAAGUAUUAAAUUAUACGAUCUUCGUUCCUUUGAUAAAGGACCUUUCGUAACAUUUAAACUUAAUCAAGAGAAAGAAUGUGAUUGGACUGGAUUAAAAUUUUCGCGUGAUGGUAAAACUAUACUUAUUAGUACUAAUGGUUCAAUAAUUCGUCUUGUAGAUGCUUUCCAUGGAACACCUUUGCAGACAUUUACGGGUUAUCCAAACACAAAGGGAAUUCCAAUUGAAGCUAGUUUUAGUCCGGAUUCUCAAUUUAUAUUCUCCGGCAGUACAGAUGGCCGCGUUCAUGUAUGGAAUGCUGAUACCGGAUAUAAAGUAUGUGUUCUAAAUGGUGACCAUCCUGGCCCCGUCCAAUGCGUCCAAUUUAAUCCCAAAUAUAUGUUACUAGCCUCUGCCUGUACCAACAUGGCGUUUUGGUUACCUACAUCCGAUGAAGGUUUAUAAAUAAUUUUUAAUUUCAUGUAAGAAAUAGUAUACAUAAAUAAUUUCCUAAUCUUAGAAAAAAAAUUUAAAAAAAAAUAA